CGGCACCUGUUGCCAAUUGUUCUUACCCAUCUUCAGUUGAGAGUUGUUUCCGUGUUGCUACGAUAAAUAGAAAAAGAAACAAACGUGGUGAGUUCGGCUACGUUCUUAUCGUGCGAAUUCACCAUCACGAAGACCGGCCUGUCUGACCGAUUAGAUUCAUAAAACUGCAAAUAUAACAAGUGAAAGGAACACGUACACAUUGAAAGCAUUGCCGGUUCCACUCUAGUAAAGGGUCCAGUUUAGGCUAAAAAUAAAUAGUAGUUUGACACCCUUUGAGUCAGAUUGGUCGAACGCGUGUGUUUGCUCAAUUGCGUAGUGAUUUUUUGCUUGCAGAAUCCAGUUAAGAUGGCAAACCCCAACCAGGAGAUUCAGUACACAAAGCUCUUCAUCAACAAUCAGUUCGUGGAAGCAAAAAGUGGCAAGAAAUUCCCGACCAUCAAUCCAGCCACCGGUCAGAAAAUCAUCGAUGUCUCGGAAGGCGACAGUGCCGACGUCGAUGCAGCGGUUCAAGCGGCCAAGGUAGCCUUUGCUCGCAGUUCUCCGUGGCGGCAGAUGGAUGCUUCUGCGCGUGGGAAGCUACUGAAUAAACUGGCCGAUUUGGUUGCACGUGACAUCAAUGUGUUGGCCAAUCUGGAAUCGCUGGACAACGGAAAAUCAUUCGAUGACUCACUGUUCGAUAUGAACUGCGUGAUUGACGUCUUCCGGUACUAUGCCGGUUGGGCGGAUAAGGUACAUGGUAGCACGAUACCCUCGGAUGGCCCGGUGUUGACGUACAUCCGCAAAGAACCCGUCGGUGUCGUCGGACAAAUUAUCCCGUGGAACUAUCCUGCACUUAUGUUGUCCUGGAAGUGGGCCCCAGCCCUGGCAGUAGGAUGUACUUUGGUUCUGAAACCGGCGGAACAGACUCCAUUGAGUGCACUGUAUCUGGCGGCUCUGUCCAAGGAGGCCGGUUUUCCGGAUGGUGUUAUAAACGUUGUCAAUGGGUAUGGUCCCACGGUGGGAGCUGCUAUCGUAAAUCAUCCCGUAAUCAGAAAGGUAGCGUUCACUGGAUCGGUAGAAACUGGACGCAUCAUCAGCGAAGGAUCGUCCAAGUCGAACCUAAAACGUGUCUCAUUGGAACUGGGCGGCAAGAGUCCAUUGGUUAUUUUCGAUGACGCCAAUUUGGAUGAAGCAGUUGAAAUCGCGCACAAUGCUAUCUUCGCCAACCACGGACAGAAUUGUUGUGCCGGAAGUCGUACAUUCGUGCAAGAAGGUAUCUACGAUGUGUUUGUAGCUAAAGCAGCUGAGAUGGCCAAGGCACGAAAGGUAGGCGAUCCGUUUGCGGAAGGUACUCAGCAGGGUCCUCAAGUCGACGAGGAACAGUUUAACAAAAUUUUGAGUUACAUUGAUUCCGCCAACAAAGAGGGAGCCAAGUUACAAGCCGGAGGCAAACGUUUCGGCACAGUCGGGUACUUUGUUGAACCAACCGUGUAUUCGGACGUAACUGACGAUAUGAAAAUUGCCCGUGAAGAAAUUUUCGGUCCCGUGCAGAGUAUUCUGAAGUUCAAGACACUGGAUGAGGUUAUCGAGAGAGCAAACAACACCGAAUUCGGCUUGGCAGCGGGCGUUUUGACCAAUAACCUCAACAAUGCUUUGGUGUUCACAAAUGCCGUAGAAGCUGGCUCGGUAUGGGUCAACUGUUACGACUAUGUUGUGCCAACAACUCCAUUCGGAGGAUUCAAACAAUCGGGCCACGGUCGGGAACUAGGCUAUAGUGGCAUCGAACUGUACACCGAAACUAAAACCGUAACUAUCAAGCUUCCAACGAAAGUCUAAUGAAAAGCCGCAUUCAACAUUACGCGAGCUUAUAUAGAUGUGUAACUGUCUCAAGGUCUACCGGUUCACUGUAAUAAAAGCCCAGUUAAAAUUA
Messenger RNA from Malaya genurostris, 1909 nucleotides. RefSeq names its product retinal dehydrogenase 2-like. Bases 346 to 1815 code for a protein of 489 amino acids. The transcript has 4 exons. NCBI's taxonomy places the organism in Eukaryota, Metazoa, Arthropoda, Insecta, Diptera, Culicidae. The record is from RefSeq and is a predicted model, not a curated record. Gene Ontology annotation, molecular function: aldehyde dehydrogenase (NAD+) activity.